Molecule: messenger RNA, 5061 nt
Organism: Eriocheir sinensis (Chinese mitten crab)
Lineage: Eukaryota; Metazoa; Arthropoda; Malacostraca; Decapoda; Varunidae
Exons: 3
Coding region: 705-1661 (318 amino acids)
Source: RefSeq, a predicted model, not a curated record
CUCUCUCUAUUUCUAGCUUUAUUUACAUUUUCUCUCCUCUCUUAACAUUCCAUUCCCUUUUUUUUCUUCCUAUGUUGUCCUCUUUCCCUCCUCCUCCUCCUCUUCCUCUUCCUCUUCCUCCUCCUUCAUCACCUGUUGGCAACUCAUUAUAAACGUACCUGUGGAUCUGCAUAUCAAAGGAGGAGGAGGAGGAGGAGGAGGAGGAGACCAAACCCACAUUUAAACAUGAUUUGAUUGGCUUUGGCUUUUGACUCUCUCUCUCUCUCUCUCUCUCUCUCUCUCUCUCUCUCUCUCUCUCUCUCUCUCUCUCUCUCUCUCUCUCUCUCUCUCUCUCUCUCUCUCUCUCCCUUCUCUCCCUUCCCUCCCUCUCACUUUUUUCACUCCCUUCCUCCCACACCUUUCCCUUCACGCGGUCUGUCAGAAAGAAGGAAGAGGGGGAGGAGGAGGAGGAGGAGGAGGAGGCGAAGAUGAGGCAUAACAACUUGAGGAUAAAAAUGGAAGAGGGGGAAGACAUGAGGAAGAGGAAGCAGAAUACAGAGAAGAAGGAGGAGGAGGAGGAGGAGGAGGAGGAGGAGGAAGGAAGAGAAGGAAGGAAGGGUGGGUGGAGAUAAAAUUAGAACUAGCUCACAAUUCUGCGUAAGCCUAAGUUUACCUGUAGUACCUGAGAGAGAGAGAGAGAGAGAGAGAGAGAGAAUGUAGGAUGUAUGUGUUUCCUAAUCCUAUUUUGUCACUAUCAUCAUCAUCAUCAUCAUUAUUAUUAUUAUUAUUAUUAUUAUUAUUAUUAUUAUUAUUAUUAUUAUCCUUUCCUUGUCUUUCCUUCCCUUUCGUUUUUUUUAUUUCAUUCUUUUUUUCCCUUUCCUUCCCUUCGUUUCCUUUCCCUUCCUCUCCUUCCCUUCCUUUCCUUUCCUUUCCCUUCUCAUUCCUGCUCUUCCUUUCCCUUCCCUUCAUCUUGCUUUCCUUUCUCUUCCUUUCAUUCCCCUUCUUUCCCUUCUCAUUCCUCUCCUUACAUUCCCCUUCUUUCCCUUCCUAUUCCUUCCCUUUCCUCUCCUUUCAUUCCCCUUCUUUCCCUUCUCAUUCCUUUCCUUCCCUUCCCUUCCCUUACCUCUCCUUUCAUUCCCCUUCUUUCCCUUCUCAUUCCUUCCCUUCCCUUUCCUCUCCUUUCAUUCCCCUUCUUUCCCUUUUCAUUCCUUCCCUUUCCUCUCCUUUCAUACCCCUUCUUUCCCUUCCUAUUCCUUCCCUUUCCUCUCCUUUCAUUCCCCUUCUUUCCCUUCCUAUUCCUUCCCUUCCCUUCCCUCCCCUUUCCUCUCCUUUCAUUCCCCUUCUUUCCUUUCUCAUUCCUUUCCUUCCCUUCCCUUCCCUUUCCUCUCCUUUCAUUCCCCUUCUUUCCCUUCUCAUUCCUUCCCUUUCCUCUCUCAUCUGCCUUUCCCUUUCUCCUUCCCUUCAUUUCACUCCCUUCCUUUCCCUUCCCUCUUCUCCCUCUCCUCCCUCACCACCAUCACCGCCAUCUCGUUCCUCUCAUCACCUUCCAAUCAUCACUUAGCCCACUAGUCAUCACAUUUAGGUCCUCAACUUCUAAUGGUUUAAGGUCUUUCAAUUUCCCUCGUUCCAGUUUCCUAUUAAUCUGUCUUGGGCCUCGGAGGGUUAAGGGAACGUCUCUAUGAUUUAGCUGCCCAGGUCGUGUUGGGGAAGUUGUAAGCUGUCAAGAGUUUAAAUUUUCUCCUCGCGUCCUUGUUGAUGGAAUGUUGGGAAUGGAAGGAAAGGGAAGGAAAGGAAAGAAAUGGGAAGGGGAGGGUCAGAAAAUGAUGUAUGAGAAAUUGAAUGGAAAGUAAGGAAAGGGAAGGAAAGAAAAGGGGAGGAGAGGGUGAGAAAAUAUGUAUGAGAAAUUGAAUGGAAAGGAAGGAAAGGGAAGAAAGGGAAGGGAAAGAAUGAGUAAGGAAAGAAAUGGGAAGGAGAGGGUAAGAAAACAAUGUAUUAGAAGUUAAAUAGAAAGGAAGGAAAGGGAAGAACUUGUUGAAAUUGGUGCCAGAAUUCAAUGAUCGCGUGGAUUUUUUUAUAUUAUCGAUUUUUUAGGUGAAAGUCCCCAUGAUUUAGCUUUUCAGGACGUGUUGGUGAAGUUGAAAACUGUCGGCACAUUGAAUUUUCUCCUCGCGUCCUUGUUGAUGGGUUUAACUUGUUGGAAUUGGCGCCAGAAUUCAAUGAUCGCGUGGAUUUUUUUAUAUUAUAGAUUUUUUUAGGUGAAAGUCCCCAUGAUUUAGCUUUUCAGGACGUGUUGGUGAAGCUGAAAACUGUCGGCACAUUGAAUUUUCUCCUCGCGCCCUUGUUGAUGGGUUUAACUUGUUAGAAUUGGCGCCAGAUUUUGAUGAACGCGAAGAUUUUUUUAUAUUAUUACUUUUUGAGGGCCAUAGAGAUUCAAGGCGGGUUGUAAGAUUUAGUUUAGGAAGGUUUCAGUUCUGUUUAUCCUCACAUUCUCCUGUCUUCUGUCCUUUUCUUUCUCUUUUUCUUCUUUUUCUUUGUCUAAUAUUUCCCUUUUUCUCUUGUCUGAUAUUUCCUUUUUUCUAUCGUCAAUUCUUUUUUAUUUUUCUCAUUUGUUUUCUCCCUUUUUUUCUAUCGCCAAAUAUUUUCCUUUUUCUCUCGUGUCAUUUCUUCCCUUUUUCUCUCGUCAUAUAUUCCCGUUUUCUCUCGUGCAAUUUCUUUCAUUUCUCAUUGAAGCAAAAACGUAACAAUCUUCUUCCUUGGCACUUGGUUACGGCGGCUGACAAACAGAGUAACCGACGAUUUGGCUCACUAUCUGACUGCCUGGCUGACGAACUGACGGACUGACUAACGAAAGAGGUAUCAGAUUCUCCUUACAAGAGCCGACAAUGCUUAAAUCUUUUUGUAGCGAGUGUUCUUGUUCCUUAAUCUUUGCUAUGUGUCUUGAAGCAAUGGCUCACUCGGGUUCAGGACUUGGCGACGUGUGUGUGUGUGUGUGUGUGUGUGUGUGUGUAGCUUGGAAGGUUAGUUAAAUGGUAUACAUAACAUGCGAAAUCUAUACAGUAAGGCGCCAGUAGCCAUCCACCUGGGCUGUACCUGUUUAAACACCUGAGAGCAUAAAGCCUCAGGUAGAGCCACUAAUUAAGAGAAGCACAGGUGGAACUAUAGGUAGGAGUUCACACCUCGCAGCACACACCGAAAAGUAAUUAAAGUGUAGAAGAUGAGGUAUAUAGAGGCGCACUUAAUCUAAAAACACACUUGAAAGCUAUUUAAAAGGUGAAGGAAAAGUUUGGUAUAUGUAAAAUUUUCAUCUUAACACAAACACUAAAAAAAACACUAAAGAUAAGUACAGAAAAAUUUAUAUAUAUGGAAAACUACAUGGAUUAAAAUGUAGAAAAAUUGGUAUAUGCAAAAUUUUCAUCUAAACACACACUUAAGAAAAUAAUAUGGAUAGGUAUAGAAAAAUUUGACAUAUGGAAAACUACAUUAAUUAAACUGUAGAAAAAAUUGAGUAUCUAUGUAUAAAAAUCCACUAAUUAAACACACAAAAAUAAUUAAGUUAAAAGAAAAAUAUAGGUCUAUUCAAAUCCACUAUGUCUAAAUUCAACCCAGGUCAAAACUAGUUAAUAAGGUCUUGAAAAAUCUAAGACAUCUCAAAAACUCCCCUAAUUAUAAUCUAAGUGACAAACUAACACACAAAACCAGGCAUCACUAAAAAUAAAUUCAAGUGAUGGGGCAAAAAGUGUAGCCACCUUCAAUCACCACAAAGAAGAAAAGAAUAGAGAUUAAUAUUAGUGAAAAGAAGGAAGUGUGUCUUACUAACUAAACCCAUAAGCUAGGCAAUUAAAUAAAAGGUGCUCGUUUAAGAAGACUCAUGAACUCAGAAUGUAAGACUAUGGUAGGAGUCAUUAGCAGUCUAGUCUUGGCAUUCAGAAAGGGAAGCAAAAGGAGUCAUUUGCAGUCUCGUCUUGGCAUUCAGAAAGGGAGGCAAGUAGGAGUCAUUAGCAGUCUAGUCUUGGCAUUCAGAAAGGGAAGCAAGUAGGAGUCAUUAGCAGUCUAGUCUUGGCAUUCAGAAAGGGAAGCAAGUAGGAGUCAUUGGCAGUCUAGUCUUGGCAUUCAGAAAGGGAGGCAAGUAGGAGUCAUUAGCAGUCUAGUCUUGGCAUUCAGAAAGGGAGCCAAGUAGAAGUCAUUAGCAGUCUAGUCUUGGCAUUCAGAAAGGGAGCCAAGUAGGAGUCAUUAGCAGUCUAGUCUUGGCAUUCAGAAAGGGAAGCAAGUAGGAGUCAUUGGCAGUCUAGUCUUGGCAUUCAGAAAGGGAAGCAAGUAGGAGUCAUUAGCCGUCUCGUCUUGGCAUUCAGAAAGGGAAGCAAGUAGGAGUCAUUAGCAGUCUAGUCUUGGCAUUCAGAAAGGGAAGCAAGUAGGAGUCAUUAGCAGUCUAGUCUUGGCAUUCAGAAAGGGAAGCAAGUAGGAGUCAUUAGCAGUCUAGUCUUGGCAUUCAGAAAGGGAAGCAAGUAGAAGUCAUUGGCAGUCUAGUCUUGGCAUUCAGAAAGGGAAGCAAGUAGAAGUCAUUGGCAGUCUAGUCUUGGCAUUCAGAAAGGGAAGCAAGUAGGAGUCAUUGGCAGUCUAGUCUUGGCAUUCAGAAAGGGAAGCAAGUAGGAGUCAUUGGCAGUCUAGUCUUGGUAUUUAGAAAGGGAGGCAAGCAGGAGUCAUUAGCAGUCUAGUCCUGGGAUUUAGAAAGGGAAGCAAACAUACAGUGAGCCUUAUAUCACACAAUAGAAGAGAAGUACCAGUCACCUUUGUACUAAUAGAAGGGAAACGUACAUAGAACACAACAUAGAGAUGGUAAAAUCAUAGUACCAGUCUUUACCGUACUAAUAGAAGGGGAAGCAGACAUGAAAUUAACUUAAAAGAAAGAAAGAGAAAGAAAAAACUCAAACCAACACACUCAGAAGACGAAAACAAACACCAGACAAACCCCAAAACACACACGGAAAAGUCCACCACCACUAUAAAUAAAAAUCCGCCCGAUGAAGUACCCAGAUGCCCCAAAAUCACAAACCUCCCUCAAAAACUCUCAAAACACGACCAGCU